Molecule: messenger RNA, 3708 nt
Organism: Plasmodium yoelii
Lineage: Eukaryota; Apicomplexa; Aconoidasida; Haemosporida; Plasmodiidae
Product: structural maintenance of chromosomes protein 5, putative
Exons: 1
Coding region: 1-3708 (1235 amino acids)
Biological process (GO): double-strand break repair via homologous recombination
Cellular component (GO): Smc5-Smc6 complex
Molecular function (GO): ATP hydrolysis activity; ATP binding
Source: RefSeq, a predicted model, not a curated record
AUGAAAAUACCUAAUAAAAGAAAAACAAAUAAACCAGAAAAUAAACCAUAUACCAAGAAAAAUAAGAUAAUUGAACAAAAUAAAGAUGUUUCAAAUGAUAAUUGUGAAAGUAGUGACUCGAUAGAAGAAUUUUCUAUAGCACAAAAUAACAAAAAUGAAAAACCAAAAGUAAGUGCAACUGGAAAAAUAAAGUUGGACAAAGAAAAUGAGAACCAUUACAAUGGUAAGAUAGGGGCGAAUAAAUAUGAAACAAACAAAAGGACAAAAGAAUGUAACAAUAAUGUUAACACAACCAAUAAUAUUAAAAGUAAGCAAAAUAGGAUAACAUCAACUAGUUCGCAAUCAAAAAAUGAAGAUAUUGCAAAAGAAAAUAAUGAGCGUUUGAAAAGACUCAAAAAAGGUGCAAUAAUUGAAAUAACAUUAUUUAAUUGGAUGGUUUUUAGUGGCCCUAUAAAAUUAAAAGCUAAUGAAGGAAUUAAUUUAAUUGCUGCAGCAAAUGCGAGUGGUAAAUCUUCUAUUGUUUGUGCAUUAGUUUUCGGGUUAGGAUAUAAUUCAAACAUUUUAUCUAGAAAUAAAGAUUUGAUAAAUUUUAUAAAAAAAGGCGAGAAAAAAAGUUAUAUAGAAAUCAUUUUAAAAUAUGAUGAUACAAAAAAUGUGUGUGUAAAAAGAAUCAUGAGUAUAAAUGAUAAUAAAGUAGAAUCUAUUUGGCUAAUAAAUAAUAAAAAAACAAAUUUCACAAAUAUUUUAGAUAUCCAAAAAAAUUAUAAUUUAAAUUUGGAUAAUUUGAUCACAUUUAUGCCUCAAGAAAAUGUUAGUAAAUUUUCAAGAUUAAAUCCUGAAGAGCUAUUUGAAUAUACACUUUUAGCAAUUGAUAGUAAGCUCUUAAAAAUUUAUAAAAGUUUAAAUGACAUUAUAAAUUCUAAACAAGUUGGAGAAAAGAAGUUGGUUAUAUAUGAACAUGAAAUUGUUGAAGAAGAAAAAUUAAUGAAUAACUUAGAAGAAAAAAAAAACAAAUUUGAAGAUUUAAGAAAGCUUAUUUCUAUUGUCAAGUUAUAUAAAAUUAAAAAAAAAAUGUUAAUUUUACAAAAAAAAAGAAAUAGCUUAAAGCAUUAUAAAAUAACAAUAGACCAAUUAGUUAAAGAUAAGGAUAAACAGUUUAAAGUGUUAAAAGAAUAUUUAAAGGAAUUAGAAAAAUGCCAUAAAAUUUUAAACAAAUUAUCACUGAAAAUUGGACAAAAAAAAAAUGAAAUAAAAGAAUCAGUUUCUAAAUAUGUUUUAUGGAAUGUGAAAUUAGAAGAAAUCGAAAAAGACAUCUUAAGCGAAGAAAAAAUCAUGGAAGAUACAGUUCAAAAUGUGUGUGAGAAUGCAGAUUAUAUUAAAGAUAUAGAUAAACAGAUUAAAAAAACAAAUGAAGAAAUAAAAGAAAUCGAAUCAUUUUUUAGUGAAAAAGAAAAAAAUAGCAAACAAAAUGAUAUACGAGAAAAGGAAUUACAAAAUGAAUUAAAAGAAUUGUUAAAUGAAAAUAAAAAAAAUAUAAUGAAAAAAUAUAAUUUACAAUCAGAGAUAAAUUUAAUUACAGAAAAAAUUAAAAGAGCACGAAAUUAUGAAAAUAUUCAAGAAGAAAAAAUGUUAAAUAACAUCGAUUUUACUUUCAGAGAAAGAAUAAUUAAUUAUAAGAGAAACAUUAAAAAUAUUGUACGAACACACAACUUAAUAAGUGAUAAUUUUAUAGACAAUUUAACAACGAAAUAUGAUGAAACAAAAAUAACAAAUCAAAAUGAACUUAAUGAUGCUAUUAUCGAUGAAUUAUCUAAAAGGAAUAUUCUAUAUGGACCUAUUUGUAAAUAUAUUAAAUGCACAAAUCCUGAAUUUGAUUAUAUAUUAGAAUUUUUUUUAAAAAAAUAUUUUAACAGUUUUUUAUUAAUUAAAAAAGGAAAUCAAGAACUACUCGAAUCAUUAUAUAAAAAUUACAAGCUUUCAGUUAUCACUAUGACAAAAGAAACUCAUGAAUUUUGUUAUGUAACUAAUGAAAUGAAACAAAGAGGAGUAAAAUGUUUCAUAUAUGAAUUAUUUGAUAGCCCCGAAGUAAUAAAGCAUGGGUUAUCAAAUUUUCUACCAUUAAAUAUAGCCUUUGUAAUAAAAGAGGAUGCAUUAAAAAAUAAAAGUACAGAUGAAAUAAACGAGUUUAACAAUUUUAUGAUAAAAGAAUUAUCAAAACAAUUGAAUGAAGAAAUUAGUAGUUUAUUCUAUUUUUGUAGCAAUAAUGUACAUAAAUAUAAAAUAAGUUCAUAUGAUAAAAAAAUAUAUGUGCAUACUUUUUCGUACAUAAAAAAAAAGUGUAAUAUACUAUACAGUAUAACAAGUGAUGUAGAACGUGAUUUAGACAAUCUAUUUGAAAAAAAAAAAAUAUAUAAUGAAGAAUUAACAGUGAUAGAACAGAAUAUACAAGAGUCUGAUAGACUAAAAAAAAUGAAAAAUGAUGAAUAUAAUAAAAUAAUUUUAGAAAAAAGUGAAAUAAAUAUAAAAAAGAAAAAGCUAGUUUUACUAAAUAAUGAAUUAAAAAAUUUACAAAACAAUUUAAGCCUUUAUUUAAAAGGAGAACAUAUAAUAGAUCAAAAAAAAAUAAGUAUAACUAAAAAUAUAAAUUUAUUAAAUGAGAAAAAAAUAAAAAUAUGUGAUGAUUAUUUUACACUUUUAAAAAAACAUGUAAAAUAUGAUGAAGAUUUAUUUUCACAUUCUCGUUAUUUUAAUGAAUGGAAAAGAUACCUUUCUGUUAUAAAAAAUAAAAAUGCAGAUAACGAAGAAAAACUUGAAAUGAUUAAAAAAACGAUUGAUGCUGAAAUGACUAACUAUACAACAUGUUUAAAUGAUAUAAAGGAAUUAGAAGAUAUUAUAAAAGUUCAAAGAGGGGAAUUAACAAAUAACGAAAUUAAAUUUAUAAAUGAAAUUAAUAUGUCUUUAGAUGAAAUUGAGAAAAAGCUACAAGAGUGUUUAAUUCAACAAAAAAUAUACCCAGAUGUUGAAAAAGAUGAAGAAAAAUAUAAUCUUAUAUCUAUUCAAAUACAAAAACACAAAGAAAAUAUAGAAAAUAAAAAAAAAGAAAUUGAAAAUCUAAAAAGAGAUUUACAAAAUUAUGAUAAACAGAUUGAAUCGAUAUUACCUAAUUGGUCAAAUGAAAUAAAUGAAUAUAUUAUUUUUUUAAAUCAUAAUUUCAAAAAAUUUAUGAAUUUUAUAAAUCCAGAUUAUGAUGGUAAAAUUGAGUUAGUUAAAAAAAAUGAUAUAUAUGAAAAAUGUCAAUUAUUUGUAAAAGUUAAAUUUAAACAAACCUCUCCAUUUUUAUCAUUAUCUGUAUCUCAUCAAUCUGGAGGGGAAAGAUCAUUAAGUACUAUGUUGUAUAUAUUGUCAAUUCAAAAAUUAACAAAAAAUGGAUUUUAUGUUCUUGAUGAAUUAAAUCAAGGCUUAGAUCAAAUUAAUGAAAAGAAAAUUUUUGAAUUACUUUCAUGCUUAUCUAAUCCAGUAUUAUAUGAACAACAUUUUUUACACCAACAUCAUUAUAAAUAUAUAAAUAUUGACUAUAAAUCAAAACCACAAUAUUUUAUAUUAACACCACAAAUUAUUAGAAAUAUCCCAUUCAAAGACAUAACCGUUCAUUAUCUGUUCAAUGGCUUUGGUGUGAUUGAAAAUCAAUUUGAUAAUUUAUAUUAUUAA